This is a messenger RNA of Podarcis raffonei (Aeolian wall lizard), 6694 nucleotides long. RefSeq names its product RIMS binding protein 2 (gene RIMBP2). The transcript has 26 exons. The record is from RefSeq and is a predicted model, not a curated record. Gene Ontology annotation, biological process: neuromuscular synaptic transmission. NCBI's taxonomy places the organism in Eukaryota, Metazoa, Chordata, Lepidosauria, Squamata, Lacertidae. Gene Ontology annotation, molecular function: protein binding. The coding region runs from base 14 to 4666 and encodes 1550 amino acids.
CGUGGAGGAGCUGAUGAAGAAGUCUCAGAUGGAACUCCUGUGGCUCCAGAGGCAGCUGUCUUUUCUCUCCGAUGGGACGCCUGCAUGCAUUUUGACAUCAAGCAAGUUUGGAAAUGAGCUACCGUACUUACAACCUGCAGUGCCACAGAAAACAUUUGGUCGGAUCCAUAUUUUAGAAGAGAAGAACCAGGCUUUUCGGUCUAAUGUCACCACACUAACCCAAGAGAAUCAUCAGUGCAGCUUCUUAAAAAAUGAACUGAACAAUGUCGUGCAUGCAAAGGACUGCUUGAGGCUCCAGUAUGCCAGCAUAUCUCACAAGGCACUUCAGUAUGACCAGGUAAAAACAGACUAUGUUCAGCUUAGAGAAACCCUCGCCGCAGUGACCAAAGAACGUGAUUUGGCUGUGAAGGAGAAGCACCAGCUCCGAGCCAAACUGGAGAACUUAGAGCAGGUCCUAAAGCAUAUGCGAGAGGCUGCUGAACGGCGGCAACAGCUGGAAUUGGAGCAUGAGCAAGCCUUGGCUGUUCUCAACGCAAAACAGCAGGAAAUUGAAUUCCUGCAGAAGGCUCAGGUUGAAGCUAAGAAAGAACAUGAAGGUGCAGUUCAGCUGCUAGAGAACACCUUGGACAGCAUGCAGGCUAAGGUCCGUGAGCUAGAGGAGAAAUGUCGGACGCAAGGCGAGCAAUUUAACCUCCUCUCCAAGGAACUGGAAAGGUUUCGGCAGCAAGCUGGGAAGAUUGAUCUCCUGACGAGUAACUCGUUGGCAUCCACGGAUGUCCCUGGCUCACCUAGCAAAUCCCUGUCCCAGUUCAUGAACGGAAUUGCCACAUCCUUAGGCAAAGGUCAUGAAAGCUCCUCAGGAGGCCACUGUGUGAUCUCAGAGUUCAUACGACCCCUACAACUAUCCGGUGACAAACCAGAGCAAUUGUCCAUCAAGCCAACUUUCCUGUCCCGGUCACGAUCUGGCAGCCCAAGAUGCAGGUUUGAAUCAGACAUGGAUAAUGAACGAAAUUCUAAUACCUCAAAGCAGAGAUACUCUGGAAAAGUCCAUCUUUGCAUCGCUCGAUAUAGUUACAACCCAUUUGAUGGACCAAAUGAAAACCCCGAAGCAGAGUUGCCCCUCACAGCAGGAAAAUACCUCUAUGUGUACGGAGACAUGGACGAAGAUGGCUUCUAUGAAGGUGAACUCCUAGAUGGACAGAGAGGUCUUGUCCCUUCCAACUUUGUGGAUUUUGUGCAGGACAAUGAAUCCCGUUUGUUGAGUGGGGUGGGCAGCGAACAGGACCAGAAUUACAUCAACCACACUGGUCACAUGUCGGAAGGAGAUGGCCUUUUGGAGAUAAACCCUCCCAGCCACUUAGAGCCUGGCGUUGUCAAUAACAGUGCAGGGACCCUGGAUGUGAACAUUGAUGAAAUCGGAGAAGACAUUGUGCCUUAUCCUAGAAAAAUUACCCUUAUCAAACAACUAGCCAAAAGUGUUAUUGUGGGCUGGGAGCCUCCGGUCGUGCCACCUGGAUGGGGAACCAUUCAUAGCUACAACGUCUUGGUAGACAAAGAAAUACGGAUGAGUGUGUCCUUGGGGAGCAGAACUAAAGCUCUCAUAGAAAAACUUAACAUUGCUACCUGCACGUAUCGAAUAUCUAUUCAAAGCAUAACCAGUAGGGGCAAUUCUGACGAGCUCCAGUGCACUUUGUUAGUUGGGAAGGAUGUCAUUGUGGCUCCUUCUCACCUUAAGGUGGACAACAUCACCCAGAUUUCCGCCGAGCUCACCUGGCUCCCGACCAACAGCAAUUACAGUCAUGUGAUCUUCCUCAACGAAGAGGAAUUCGAUAUUGUCAAGGCUGCCAGAUACAAGUAUCAGUUUUUUAACCUGAAGCCUAACAUGGCCUACAAGGUGAAGGUAUUGGCCAAGCCUCACCAAAUGCCCUGGCAGCUCCCACUGGAGCAACGGGAAAAAAAGGAAGCCUUUGUAGAAUUUUCGACAUUGCCAGCAGGUCCACCAGCUCCCCCUCAAGACAUCAGAAUUCAGGCUGGGCCGACGCCAGGAACGAUCCUGGUUUCAUGGAAGCCACCAAUUCUCACAGCAACAGGGACCUCCAAUGGGGCCAAUGUAACCGGUUAUGGAGUUUAUGCAAAAGGCCAAAGGGUGGCAGAAGUUAUCUUUCCUAUGGCUGAGAACACCGUCGUGGAGCUCAUGAGAAUCCGGAGCCUGGAAGCCAGGGAAGUUCUCGUCCGGACACUUUCUGUCCAAGGGGAAUCGGUGGACUCGCUGGGCUCUGCCAUUCCACCUGACCUACUGGUGCCUCCAACCCCUCACCCUCGGCCAGCUCCCAAAUCUAAGCCAUUACCAAGUGCCGGCAUCCCAGAUACCAAAGACGAACAUUUGUGUCCGCAUGUGAAAAGGGAUGAGUCAUGGGAGCAGGGCCGCGUGGCGUCUCCCAUCCACGGACACACCCUGGAGCCUCCCAACUUCCACAGCCCACUCCAGGGGAGGAGGUCUCCUUCCCCAAACCGAAUACUCCCUCAGCCACAAGGUGCGCCCGUCCCCAACACAGUCGCAAAGGCCAUGGCCAGGGAGGCUGCUCAGCGCGUCGCAGCAGAGAGCAGCAGGCUGGAGAGAAGGAGCGUGUUCAGCGAAAGGAGCGGUGCUGCACAUUACGCAAACUCUGACGAAGAAGAAGAUGGGUAUGACUCGCCGCGUGUCAAGAGGAGAGGGGCUUCCGUUGAUGAUUUCUUAAAAGGCUCCGAGCUCGGGAAGCAGCCCCUCUAUUGCCAUGGGGAGGAGUACCAUACUGAGAGCAGCCGGGGCUCCGACUUGUCCGACAUCAUGGAAGAAGACGAGGAAGAGCUGUACUCAGAGAUGCAGAUGGAGGAUGGAGGGAGGAGGCGAGUCAGUAUAACAUCGCAUAACACUCUCAAGGAAUGUUAUACGAAUAAGAGAAUUGAAGCAGCUUUUCUGGAGCAGCCUGAUUUUGCCCAGCAGAUCCACCACAGUAAAAAGCUGUUCAGUAUCCCCGAAGUAGCUGAAGAGGACGGCGAUCACUCAGAACAUUUGCACAAGCAGGGUUUAGGGAUGGCCCACAAAAUGAGGAGCGCAGUAGCUAGAGAGAGUAGAUCUGCCAGAACUUACCACCAAGACCCGCAGCACAACUUCUGGCACCCGGCGAAGCAGAGAAUCUUGGAGGAUGCAGGCGAGAGAGGCUAUACCUACAGCAGGUCUUCCACAAGGAGCCCAGACAGCGGCCUGGACUGCGGCAGCGAGGAAGAGGAAUCGCGCUUCAGCUUCCGCAACACCUACGACGCGGCUUCCGCAAACGUCGCGCCCAGCUGCUGUGCUGCCGGCGGGAGCUGCUCCUGCCGAAAGACGCCGCCCCGGCCACUGCUUGCCCGCCGCAGGACACUGACGAGGCAGAGCAGCAUUGAAGAAGACUUUGGGGACCCCUUCCCUUCCUUUCUAGAGCCCCAAGGCGAGGAGAGCAAGCCAUCUUAUUAUGAGAGGAAGUGCGAGCCUCACUGGUGUAAUAGAGCAGAUAAUUUGAUGCGCGAAGAUUAUCAGGGAGGCUGGAGUGGCCCCUUGGCAGGGAAUGACGUUAGGGCACCUUCCGCAAGGCCAUCCUACCGAGAGCCCAAAGACCCUCUGCUUUUGAGUAACCCUUCAUCCUCCGGACGACCAGACAGGAUGGAGCACCGGGGUCAAAGAAUAUCUCACAGAAGCUCGGGAGGACCACAGCGGUCGCGGCCCAUGCCGGUCCCUUCCAUUGAGAUUACAAUGGACAGUAACAGUGAAGGUGCUCGGUCAGGUAGUGAGGGGCAUAGUUCCCCCCUAAGAGAAGAUGCUUAUUAUCGCAGCAUUGGCGGACUCAGGAAAUGGUGCCGGCAACGUACCGUGGCCUCUGACUAUAGAUACGAUGGGUACUGUAGCCGAGAGCGUCUGUCCCCAGAGAUUUACGAAGAAUCUGAAACUGACCCUGGUGCAGAGGAGGUUUCCACGCGGAUCUUCGUUGCCCUUUUCGACUAUGACCCACUGACCAUGUCUCCCAAUCCUGAUGCGGCUGAAGAGGAGCUCCCGUUUAAAGAAGGGCAGAUUAUCAAGGUGUACGGCGAUAAAGACGUUGAUGGAUUUUACCGGGGGGAAACCUGCGCGAGGCUGGGCCUUAUUCCUUGCAAUAUGGUCUCUGAAAUCCAAGCUGACGACGAAGCUAUGAUGGAGCAGCUUCUGAAGCAAGGGUUCCUCCCUCUGAACACCCCUGUGGAGAAAAUAGUCAACUGCAACCGUUUCAAAGAGAGCUCACACUCUGCACACCGCAGGUCCAGAAAGUCCAAAAGAGAAAGGAACAGGAGGAGCGGCCGUCAGCCUGCAGCAUCGACCAGGAGAAUGGUGGCACUAUAUGACUACGAUCCAAGGGAGAGCUCUCCUAAUGUUGACGUGGAGGCUGAGCUAACAUUUUGUACAGGAGACAUUAUAACAGUCAUUGGAGAAAUUGAUGAAGAUGGCUUUUAUUAUGGUGAACUUAACGGCCAGAAGGGUUUGGUUCCUUCAAACUUUCUUGAAGAAGUGCCUGAUGAUGUAGACGUCUACUUGUCUGAUGCCCCAGCACGAUAUACUCAAGAUACGCCAAUACGUACAAAAGCAAAAAGGGACAUGCUGCGGGGAAAAUGCCAAUAAACACAGAAAUAACUUGUUCUUCCACUAGUGUGUAUAAUAGUAUCACGAGCAUUUAGCUACGAACCAUUCGUUUUGUGUUUGGUUCAUUGCAAUGCAAGCUUAGCUUUUCAAGCAUUUUUCUGCCUUGCAAUUAUUUAACAGCUGCAGAAUAUAGGUAUGCUAUAGUGUUAAAUGCAACACAGAACAAGGGGGGGAGGGAAGGCAAGGGACAUGCUCCAGCAAGCUUGCAUAGACCAUAAACUCAAACCAUUCAAAAUCCUCACCCCAACCCCGCUGCCAGCAAGUAUCCCACAAAGGUGCCCAUCUCUGAAAAGUAUUCAUGUGUAGUAUCUCACUUGUCUUCUUUCAUCACUGCAGUUUUUAUAUAUUAUAUUUUAUGUAUAUUUUUAUUUCUUUGCUCAUCUGCUUGGGAACAGAAGAAGAGUGUUCAUUUCACACCUUAAAAAAAGGCAAUGUAGCCUUCACGUAAGUGAGCAACUGAAGAUACCAGUAAAAAUAUCAAUUCAAGCUAGCUGGCAUUAUCUAAUGCAGCCGUCUUAGCACCUAAAUGUGCAGAGAGAGAAAUAUGUCUCCAAAACCAUUAGCCCUGGUUGGUUGCAGACUUUCCUUCGAUGUACUUUUUUCCCCUCUCCUUUUUAUUUUUCUAAAAAAAUAAUAAUUCUCAACUUCUAGGGUCUAUAUAGUCAUAAAAUGUCAACAGAAUUGACUUAUCUCACUUGUUUUCUUCCUCCUUGUAUUCAGGGCUCAUGUUCGUAAAAAAAAAAGUUUUAACAUUUGGAACAUAUUUCUUACUGGACGUAUUGUUUGUUUGCAUAAAAAAGUGUUCCUAGUGUCUAAUUCCAAAGAGAAGCUGCAUAUUGCAUUGUUAGCCAAUCUGGGAGGAAAGCCCCCCACCUCCAGGAGAGGGAGGGGGGUAAAAGCACAAAACAGACCCACCCUUGAAACACUGUAAGCAGAUCAGUAUGGUAGAUAAAAAGAAAGGGGUAUGGUUGUAUCUGAGAACACAUUAACCUCAAAUAUCUGCUUCAACUGUUUGCCUUAAAAGUUCCUCUGCUGGUCAAUGAUACCCCAAGUUUGCCUAUGGCAGUAUCUUCUCCAUAGUCAUCAUUCAGUAAAUAAUAAUAAAAAUAAUAAUAAUGCAAACUCUCCAAUAGCACAGUCCUACACCCACGUUUGCAAAGCACUCGGCGGCUCUUUGGUUUAUCAAUGCAAUAACAGUUGACAUAAGACAUGCAGCUCAAACCCAUGAAUGAAUGCAUUAGAGCUCAAUAUAUAUAUAUAUAUGGUAUCUUCAGGUGUACGUUGGGGGGUGCUUCUACGAAGUGGUUCUUUUUUGUUUUCUUCAUUAGACAAAGACCUUGAUUUGAGAUCAAAGUAAGCUUGUGACCUCUUUUCUUCAAUUUCAGUUCCGUUCAUUAAACUGAGCCUGAUCUAGAUUUUCUGGAUACAGUGGGGACCACGCAAGUGCCAUAGCUGCCAGAAAGAAUUGGUGGCCGGCUUAUAAGCAUUAAGCAAGCACUGCGACUGGUGUGGUCACUCACAAGUUUUCACUCUCAAAUGUCUUCCAUACAUAUCAAUGCACUCUGUGCAAGGAAGCAUUCAUUCCCUAUACCAGCCAUUUUACAAGAAAUCCUAUUGUAUAAAAAAUGUGUAUUACUACCAUCGAAGGUCAUUAAGCUUUCUUUGAUUAUGAUUAAGGUUCAUUUUAGCUUUUUUUCUUUCAACCAGUGUGCCAUCUUAUAAAAUAUGUAUAUACAGUAUUGCUUUUCUUUAAAAAAAAGUGUCCAAUGGAUCUCAAAAAUUAAGGGGGGGGAAGCCUCUGAUUAUAUUAUCUCCACAACUGGCGAUUCCCUGUGGAAACUGGCUGGUGUAUAUAUAGAACUUGGCAUUUGUAGUACUUAGUGCAAUUUUCUCACAUGCUCAGGGUCACCAAGAGUACCGCAAUGUGAAAAGGCAAUUUUAAUUUGGGCCAAAAUCCAGUUCUGAGUCACCCGGUUAAAAUAAGCAGUGCAAUUUAUUUUACCAAAA